Messenger RNA from Aspergillus pseudonomiae, 795 nucleotides. Its product is annotated as zinc-dependent alcohol dehydrogenase family protein. Gene Ontology annotation, molecular function: oxidoreductase activity. Lineage: Eukaryota; Fungi; Ascomycota; Eurotiomycetes; Eurotiales; Aspergillaceae. The transcript is spliced from 2 exons. The record is from RefSeq and is a predicted model, not a curated record. The annotation marks the transcript as partial.
UUCACGAAAGGAGACAAGGUGAUUGUGACUUUUGAUCUUGCUACCUUAUAUGGUCCGAUCAAAAACUGGAAUAAUGGACUUGGUGGCCCAAUUGACGGUGUUCUAAGAGAAUAUGUAGCAGUUCCAUCGACGGCAGUCGUCAAGCUUCCGGAUUCCCAUCUUAGCUAUAGCCAAUGGGCUAGUGUUGUUUGCACCGGGACCACUGUAUGGAACUCUUUCUACGGGAAUAUUCCUCUGAAGCCAGGAGAUACUGUUCUCUGCCUUGGUACUGGAGGGGUGUCUGUCACUGGUCUCGUUCUUGCAAAGGCUGCUGGUGCCACUACUAUUAUCACAUCUUCUUCGGAGGAGAAGCUACAGUAUAUUCAGCAAAAGUACGGAGCUGAUUAUACCAUCAACUACAAGACCACUCCCAAAUGGGCAGAAGAGGUGCAGAAGAUAACCAACGGCAACGGUGUAGAUUACAUUCUUGAAAACGGUGGCUCUGGGACUAUCAAGCAGUCCUUGGAAGCUGUUGCCUACGGUGGUAAUAUUGCAGUUAUAGGCUUUCUCUCACCUUCUCUCCAGCAUACCAUGCCGGAUGUAGCCGGUCUUGCAUUGGCAAAAGGAGUAAUUGUUCGUGGCAUCAUGGUUGGCUCUAAGCAGCUGCUUGAGGAUGCUGUUCGAUUCAUCGGAGCUCGUAACAUACCUGUCCCUGUUGAGAAGACUUUCAAGUUCGGCCGGGACCAAGUGGUUGAUGCAUACGCAUACCUUGCGAGCAGACAGCAUACAGGAAAAGUCUGUAUCGACUUUUGUUAG